GAAAGAGAAACUGCAACCAAACACCACUUGUUCAAACAUGGCUUUCGCUUGCAACAUCGCUCUUCUUUUAAUCUCUCUUUUGCACCAAGUCUUCAGCAAUGAACUCGCGCCAGUUGUCGACACAACUAAUGGACCCGUACGAGGCCUGACUGUAACUCUACCCACCGGACAUGCCGUGAGACGGUACAUGGGCAUCCCUUUCGCCAAAGCCGAGCGCUUCAAAGCCCCGGUCAACCCUGAACCAUGGACUACCACGAAGAAUGCUUUUAACUUUGGGAAAAUAUGUCCCCAGGCCAUAACCCCAUACACUGCGAACUUCAAAACUAGCGAAAUGAGCGAGGACUGCCUUAAUCUGAACGUGUUUGUACCGAAUAACACGGCAGCGGGCGCGAUGAAGUCCGUCAUGGUGUGGAUAUAUGGCGGUGGGUUUAUGAACGGCGCUAAUCGACUUUAUGAAAGUAGCAUACUCGCUGGGGAAGGAGAUGUGAUCGUUGUAGUGGUUAAUUAUCGAGUUGGGAUAUUUGGCUUCCUAGCGACCGGCAAGAAUGGUCUGACUGGUAAUUAUGGAAUGCUGGAUCAAGUGAAGUCGCUACAAUGGGUCAAAAGUAAUAUCUACCGGUUCGGAGGGGAUCCUGGGAAGGUGACCAUAUUUGGAGAGUCUGCUGGGGGUGCUAGUGUUGGUCUACUCAUGCUAUCUCCGCUGGCCAAUGGCUUGUUCCGUAGCGCUAUUCCUCAGAGUGGUAGCGCCCCGCCCAUGUGGGCGUUCUCAGAUUACACUCAUGCGCGAGAGAAAGCAAGCUCAUUUGGCAAGGUCAUUGGCUGUGCAGACUUAGAGAACAUGGUAGAGUGCCUGAAGGAUAAGAACUUUACCCAAAUCGUGGAGGCGACAAAUAAAAUUAAAUACACGGGUGGCGCCCAUAUCUCGCCUGUAAUAGAUGGGAACUUCUUGCCUGAUUCACCGAUCACGCUGUUGAGAGAAGGCAAAUUUAAUGAUGUGAAUGUCAUGAUCGGUACAACCGACGAUGAUGGGACAGUUAUGAUUCCCGAAAAAAUGCCUUUCAAUAUCUCCGAUGGGAUGCCUCGAGAGUUUUUCUUGAAUGCUGUGAAGGCAACCUAUCAGACUCCUGCCUCGCCCGCAGCCGUCACUUUCCAGUACACUGACUGGACCAACAUCACCGAUCCUUACCGAAACAGACGUAUGUACGUGGACAUGAUGACCGACGCGAUGUUUACCGCGCCGGCAGUUCUAUCAGCCAGCGCAUUCCUCGCUAGAGGGUGCCCCACUUAUUUUUACGAGAUCCAAUAUCGCGGGCCGCUUUACUUCACGGGAAAGCCUGUCCCAUCUUGGCAGAGGGCUUACCAUGCAUCUGAGCUUAUGUUCGUGUUUGGAUUUCCGUUGCUUAGCAACGCCUCAAAUCCUGUAGAUGCGAACUUCAGUCGUGACGUCAUUCAGCUGUGGACGAACUUUGCUAAGACCGGGGACCCCAACAAGCCAAGGCAUGCCUCUUUUGUUUGGCCAGCGUAUGACGCGCAGUAUCAACAAUAUCUCAGACUCAAGCCCAGUCCCUCAAGCGCGCAGCACCUUCGCGCGGAUCGCAUGGCAUUCUGGAAUGUUCUGAUGCCUCAGCUUAUCGCAUCGGAGAAUCAGCCUACUGUCAAGCCAACCACUUGUCGACCGGCCAGCGGCGCUAAGCAGCAAGUGCUCCCCACGACGCUGGUAUUCCUGUGGUUUUUCGUCUUCACUUUUGUACUGACCAAGUGAAAACAUUUAAUCGUUCUAAACCGCUCUCAAAGAAUACUGUUAUGCCUGCCUUUACGACAUAAACCGCACGGUGUUCGUGGCACUACGCACCGUCUUGAA
This is a messenger RNA of Nematostella vectensis (starlet sea anemone), 1861 nucleotides long. Its product is annotated as neuroligin-4, X-linked. The transcript has 8 exons. The record is from RefSeq and is a predicted model, not a curated record. Lineage: Eukaryota; Metazoa; Cnidaria; Anthozoa; Actiniaria; Edwardsiidae. Bases 38 to 1762 code for a protein of 574 amino acids.